GUGAUGCAGAGAUUCACUACUAUUGCUGAAUAAAGAUGCGUGAUAUGGAAAGCUUGCAGAAGAAGGUUUCGGGAUAAAAUGUUGGCGUAGGGAAAUUUAAUAUGUAGAUCUAGAUUGGUUCCACUAAGAGAUGGCAGUAUUAAAACGUGCCUAAAGAUACGUACCAAUAGACCCACUCCUGUCACCGUAUUGUAGGUUCUUACUGAUAAAGGGAGAAAAUUUCGAGGGGUACCGGUUCACCGAUAAGGCUAAGCCAUUAAUUUUUUUUUUCUAGUAUGCGCCGCGUUUAGAAAUCUCACUUCCACUUUCACAACUCCAGAACCAAAAAAAAAAUCAAAGACGCUGGGCUCACCGUCAGACUUCUUCGCGCCCACGAUUGAGGGCAUUUUGGGCAGUUUUACUGGCCCCUUUUAAAUCCCUCAUCGAAAUUCAUUAAUUAUUUUUAAUAGAUUGGAUUGUUGUCUUUCCUUUCCUUCCUCCCAAUCCGUCGUCACCGACAGGCCACGAUGCCUCACCAAGUUUCGCCGCCACUAAUGGUGGCCAAAUCCUCCGAUGCCCCUCCCCCGCCAUCGCAACAAGACAUUUCGUCCAUCCUCAAUACCAUUUUUACAGCAAAGACAUCAGCUGCCUCCAUCGAUGCCAGUUAUGGUCUAUGCGAAGUCUUUCUUAAUACCGUCGGCGCCCGAGGUUUACAUGAAUAUGGUGUAGUAGCUGAGGUUAAAAAGGCCGCUGCGGAUAAGAAGAGUGGUUUACGACGUGAGAGUGCUCAGAACCUUCUUGGCGCUCUUUUCGAAAAAUUCCCUCCCCGACAGCCUUUGAGCGAAGUAGUCUUCCUAGUUCAAGAUGGCGGUCUGGUUUCUUGCGCUUUGGACGCUUUGGCCGACAAGGGUACUGUGGUUCGCGACGCCGCACAAUAUGGUCUCGAUGCGCUUUUCGGUCAUUUAAGUGCUGAAGCCAUGGUUGUCGGCUUGUUACCCGCUCUCGUUACCUACCUCUCGAAGAAGACUGGAAAAUGGCAGGGCACCGUUGGGGCUCUGAAGCUGAUGCAGAGGAUGGCUGACAAAGCAAAAUUGGAGAUUGGCUGCACCAAAGAGCAGGCUCAAGAGAAGGAUAUUCUCCGAGAGGCUAUGGGUGCGAAACUCGCCAGUUUAAUCCCCAUUGUCGAAGGCAACAUGCACGAUCUUAAGUCGGAGGUCGAGAAGCAGGCUCUUGUUACAAUGCAGUCUCUUACAAGCCUGUUGUCUAACGAUGAUGUCGCUCCUAGAAUUCCUCUACUCGUCGACACUAUGCACCACCCCUCAACCCAAACCCUCCAAAAAGCAAUCCACGCUCUUUCACAAACGACCUUCGUCGCCGAAGUAACGUCUCCUGUCCUCGCGCUCCUUACUCCUUUCCUCGAGCGAACCCUUAACAAUCCUUCUACCGCUCAGGAAGUACUGCGCCAGACCGUUGUUAUCACUGAGAACUUGACCAAAUUGGUUCAUGAUCCCAUCGAGGCGCGUACGUUCUUGCCAAAGCUCCAGCCUGGUAUCAAAAACGUUGUCGAUCGCGCGCCGUUACCCGAGGUCCGUGAGUUGGCUACUAGAGCGUUGGAUGUUAUGGAUAAAGCUAUGGGCAACGACCAAGCGGUGGUGGAGAGAAUCUCCGCAGAUGAUGUAGCCAAGGUUCUUGACUCAGAAAUUAAGAAGAAUGGGGGGCUCUCAGGCGACCUGGAUUUCUACAAGCUAGCUCGUCCUUACAUCUGCGAGAUGGUAGCCGAGGAUGCCAACCAUCGCCAUGUCGCUCGAAUCCCCGCCAGAAUCGCUCCUUAUCUAAAGGAUCUGAUGCACCAGUCGGGCGCUAGUGAUGCUGUCGCAUCCGGUGUCCACGAAUUCUACGUCGCUGAGGAUGAGCGCAAGUACGGUGUGCCAGAGAAGGAGGACGAUGGAGAGAUCGAAAUCGUCAACGCAGAUUUCUCCCUUGCCUAUGGUGGUAUGCUUCUACUAUCUCACACUAACCUUCGGUUACUGAAGGGACACCGCUACGGUUUAUGUGGUCGUAAUGGUGCUGGCAAGUCUACGCUCAUGAAGAGUAUUGCUGGCGGCAAAUUAGAAGGGUUCCCGCCCCAAGACGUACUUCGUACCUGCUACGUCGAGCAUAAUCAAGGAGAAGAUGCUGAUAUCAGUAUCUUGGACUUCAUGGUUAAGGACCCUACAAUUGCGUCUGAAGGCAGAGAGAGAAUUUCUGAAGUCUUGGCCGAGUUCGGCUUCACGUCUGGUCCCGAGGGUAGGCAAUCUCAAAAGGUCGGCUCUCUAUCGGGUGGAUGGAAAAUGAAGCUCGCUCUUGCUCGAGCUAUGCUUCAAAAGGCCGAUGUUCUCCUGCUUGACGAACCUACCAAUCACUUGGAUGUCGCCAAUAUUGCCUGGCUCGAAAACUACCUGAAGAGCCACACGGAUAUCACCAGUCUGAUCGUUUCCCACGACUCUGGCUUCUUGGACAAUGUAACGACCGACAUUUACCACUAUGAGCCAGGAAAGAAACUUGGCCACUUCAAAGGCAACCUCUCGGAUUUUGUCAAGGUCCGCCCAGAAGCCAAGGCUUACUAUACCCUUUCCGCCUCCAAUGUUCAGUUCAAGUUUCCACCUCCAGGUAUCUUGAGUGGUGUUAAGUCACAAACGCGAGCUAUCAUCAGAAUGACUGGCGUCUCCUACCAAUAUCCUAAAGCGCCAAAACCGUCACUCUCGGAUGUUUCUUGCCAGUUGUCUCUUUCUUCCCGUGUCGCCGUCAUUGGUCCCAAUGGUGCCGGAAAGUCGACUCUGAUCAAGCUCUUGACGGGUGAAGUAAUUCCAACCAGCGGAAGAGUUGAAAAGCAUCCUAAUCUGCGAAUUGGUUACAUCAAGCAACACGCUUUAGAGCACGUCGAAAUGCACCUUGAGAAGACCCCCAAUCAGUACCUACAGUGGCGGUACGCCAAUGGGGACGACAGAGAGGUGUUCUUGAAGCAGACCCGCAUUCUUUCCGACAAGGACAAAGAACAGAUGGACAAGCAAAUUGAUCUCGGCGAUGGAAAGGGCAUGCGACAAGUCGAAGCUCUUGUCGGUCGACAGAAGUGGAAGAAAACAUUCCAAUAUGAAGUUAAAUGGAGGGCAUGGCUUCCCAAGUACAACUCGCAAGUGUCACGAGAAACUCUCAUUGAAUGGGGUUUCGAGAAGCUGGUACAGGAGUUUGACGACCACGAAGCAUCUCGUGAAGGUCUAGGUUACCGAGAGCUUCAACCCACGGUCAUCUCUAAGCACUUUGAGGACCUCGGCCUCGAUCCCGAAAUCGCCAACCACAAUGAAAUCGGAAGUCUGUCUGGAGGUCAGAAAGUCAAGGUCGUCAUCGCUGGUGCUAUGUGGAACAACCCACAUUUGCUUGUUCUGGACGAACCUACUAACUUCUUGGACCGAGAUUCCCUCGGUGGUCUCGCGGUUGCAAUCCGAGACUUCAAGGGCGGUGUGGUCAUGAUUUCCCACAACGAAGAGUUUGUCGGUGCCCUUGCUAACGAACAAUGGCACAUCAACGAUGGGAAGAUGGUCUUGAAGGGUAACGCUUCAAUCCUCACGGAUCGCUUCGAGGAUAGCAGACCCGGAAGCGGUAUUACGAGCGGCAUCACAAGUGGAGUCACUAGCACAGCAGCUAGCAGCGCCGUGAGCAGUGCCGUCAACAGUGGCGUUGAAGAUAACACACCCCUGAAGUUUAAGGCUAAGAAGAAGAGAAAGAAGACCAAGAAGGAAUUGAAGGAGCAAGAGGUCCGAAGAAGACUGCGCCAUAUUGAAUGGCUCAACAGUCCCAAGGGUACCCCGCACCCACCGGAUACCGACGACGAGGAGUAAGGGCAAAUUUGUUCUACUUCAGGAAUUAUUUCAACAAGUUUAGUGCGCAUACCCAUUCAGCGGAUGAUGAUUUUCUGUUCUGUUCCCUCUAGGGUUUGGUUCCUUGUGGAUGAGGCCAUCAUGAAAAUGGCGGAUACUUGGUAGAUUGGUAUCAUCACGGAUGACGCAUAAGGAGAUUUUGCACAGGCGUUUAUAUAGAAGGGCUUACGGAAUGGCA
Molecule: messenger RNA, 4071 nt
Organism: Hypoxylon trugodes
Lineage: Eukaryota; Fungi; Ascomycota; Sordariomycetes; Xylariales; Hypoxylaceae
Product: prion formation protein
Exons: 2
Coding region: 507-3854 (1115 amino acids)
Molecular function (GO): ATP hydrolysis activity; ATP binding
Source: RefSeq, a predicted model, not a curated record